CAAAGAUUUUUCUUUUAUCAACUGAAGAGAAAAAAGAAAAAAAAUCCCAAAAUCCCACCAAUUUUUCAAUGAAUUUUCAAAUAAAACCCUAAAAAUUCUCUGAUUCAUCAAAUCAUCAUCAAUGGCGUUUACUAGGACUAGUGUAGCAUCAUCACCAAAUUCAUUUCAGCUUAGAUUAAUCCAAUGUAGAAAACAAUCCUCUUUUACUUCUCCUUCACAGUUGUUGUUUUUCCGUACACAUUCAAGAAGAAGAUAUCAUCAUCACAGAAUUAGGUUAUGUGUUGCUUCUUCUUCUUCUUCGUCUUCUUCAACUGGGAAAACAGGCGAAGAGAGUAAAGAUGAAAAGAAUCCGGGGAAUUCAUGGAUGGAGAAUUCGCCAUCUGGUUGGUUUGGUGGCGUUGAUUCUAGUGAGAAUGGUGAUAGUUCAGAGCCCAAGAGGAAUUAUGGAGGGUUUGUGAAAGCAGGAGUAGCCGGAGUGGUUCUUGCUGCCGGGGUGGCAUUUGCAUCUGUUUUGCUAAACAAGAGGAAUGCUCCUGGACCAAAACAGCAGAUACAGAUGGAACCUGUAACGACGCAGAACGAAUUGUUGCUGGCUUCAGAUGAUCAAACUGAUAAAGUUGAACAGGUUACAGUCGACGAGAGUUUGGUGAGGACAGAUGAAGGAGACUUGCAGAAUCACGACCUUGAAGACAAGACAGGUACAUACAAGGUUUCUUCUACAUCUCCAGAAAUUACAGAUGACAUUUCUGAAAGCAAACCUAAUGACAGUAAGGUUCCAGAGACCUCAUUGAUAACAGCUGUCGAACCUGCCUCCACUGAUGUUGAUGCCAAUAGUUCUUCUAGCCAAGAAGAUUUGAAAUCCAAAUCGGAUUUCAAUGAUAUCUCAGUAGAAACUAACACCUCUGAUUCAGAUCCAAGCUUAAGUGAGUAUCCUGGAUCCCCUGUUGACUCAAAAGGUUCAGGGGACCCCAUUGAUACUGGCUCACGUGAAUUACUUACUGAACCCAAAGAGAGCCCUUCCAACCUUUCUAGUCCAGCUAUUCCUGAAUCUAAUUCUACAAAUCUUGAAACGGACCAGCAAGAGGGGACUUCUGACUCGAUCCAAAUAAAAAAUUCUGAGCUUCCUCUAGAUUUUUCCUCUGGUUUUGAUGGUCAAACCUCCAGUGAUCCUCUACCUUUAGACAGCUUAGUCAAUCCAGAGUCGGUUCAGAAUCUAGAUUCCGAUGCUAAGUCAAAGAAUAUUAUGGAGACUGUGUCCCCUACUUCAGCUGGAGAAGAUUUGAACCUCAGCGAAACGUUGCAGAAACCAGGAGAAGAGAUCUCUCACUUAGAAAAGCUUAAUUUAAAUGAAAAUGAAUCGCCUUUGACCAACCCUACCUCAAUAUUAGCCGAUCCAUUUCCCAAAGAACCAGAUACUAGUAACGAGCUUGAAAAAAGUGGCUCAUUUUCUCAGCUGCCACUGCCUGAGAAUUCAUUCUCUUCUGCUGGUAUACCUGCUCCAUCUUUGGUUUCUGCAGCUCUACAGGUUCCUCCUGGAAAGGUUUUGGUUCCUGCAGUUGUUGACCAAGUUCAGGGGCAGGCGCUGGCGGCAUUGCAAGUUUUGAAGGUUAUCGAGCCUGAUGUCCAAUAUAUUGAUUUAUGUACACGUCGUCAAUAUGCCAGAUGGUUGGUUUCUUCAAGCAAUCUUCUUUCGAGGAAUUCAGUUUCAAAAGUGUAUCCAGCAAUGUACAUAGAGAAUGUCACAGAUCUUGCAUUUGACGAUAUUGCACCUGAAGACCCUGACUUUGCAUCUAUUCAAGGAUUGGCAGAAGCUGGACUUAUUGCAAGCAAGUUAUCCAGAGGUGAUAUGCUAGAUUCUUCAGAUGGAGAGCAGGAUCCUUUUAAUUUCUCUCCUGAAAGCCCUCUAUCUCGCCAGGAUCUUGUGAGUUGGAAAAUGGCCCUCGACAAAAGGCAGUUGCCAGAAGUGGAGAGAAAGAUGAUGAAUCAACUUUGUGGCUUUAUAGACAUUGAUAAAAUCAAUCCAGAUGCAUGGCCUGCACUAGUAGCUGAUAUUUCUGCCGGAGAUCAAGGAAUUAUAGCACUAGCCUUUGGUUAUACAAGAUUGUUCCAGCCAGAUAAACCAGUCACAAAUGCUCAAGCUGCUAUCGCUCUAGCAACUGGUGAUGCUGCUGACAUUGUCAGUGAGGAGCUUGCACGUAUUGAAGCCGAGUCGAUGGCUGAAGCUGCUGUUGCAGCUCAUAGUGCUUUAGUAGCUAAAGUCGAGAAGGAUGUCAAUGCAAACUUCAGGAAAGAGCUUGCGAUGGAGAAGGAAAAAGUGGAUGCCAUUGAGAAAGCGGCUGAAGAGGCAAAGUUGGAAUUGGAAAAACUAAGAGCUGAGAGAGAGGACCAAGAUAAUGUCUUGAAGAGGAGUCGUGCUGCUGUUGAAUCAGAAAUGGAAGUUCUCACAAGGUUAAGGUGUGAGUUAGAAGAGCAAUUACAGAGCCUUAUAAGUGACAGAACGGAAAUAACAUUUGAAAGGGAAAGAAUUAACAAGCUCCGGCAAGAAGCCGAGAGUGAAAACCAGGCUAUUACUAAGUUACAGUAUGAUCUGGAGGUUGAACGGAAGGCAUUAUCUAUGGCCAGGUCUUGGGCCGAGGAAGAAGCAAAGAGAGCAAGAGAACAUGGUAAAGCUUUAGAGGAAGCAAGAGACCGCUGGAAGAAACACGGAAUACAAGUUGUAGUAGACAGUGACCUUCAAGAUGAUGAAUCAGCUGGAGUUACAUGGACCAAUGCAGGAAAAGAAUCAACCAUUGAUGAAACUGUAAACAGAGCUGAGACUUUAGUUGACAAGUUGAAGGGAAUGGCAGAGAAUAUAAAAGGAAAAUCCAAAGCUGUAAUUGAGCAGAUAAUCCUAAAAAUCAACUCCAUAAUAAUGAUUUUGAAGGAGAAGGCCAGUUGUGCUGCAAAGCGGGUUAAGGAAUUCCAAAGCAUUGCUACUUCGAAGGCAAGUGAAUCAAUACAAGAGUUACAGUCGAGUGCAAAUGGAUAUAGUGCGGCGAUCAAGGACGGUGCGACAAGGAUAGCUGGAGAAUGCAAGGAAGGAGUAGAGAAAAUUACGCAGAAGUUUAAGAGUACGUGAAACCUUAAUAUUUCGUUUUCCUUGUUCAUGUACCCAAUAAUUUUGUCUGUAAGAGUUAAAAAGAAUGUAGUAGUGUUGUAGGAAUUUUGCAACUUCUCCAUGAGAGUGAAAAGGAUCACUUAUAUACUAGUUUCCUCCUGUUAAGAAACUUGAAUAAUCAAAUUCUUACUCUUAUACAACUUCGAUUAAAAUUUAUAUCUCC
This is a messenger RNA of Papaver somniferum (opium poppy), 3320 nucleotides long. RefSeq lists its product as uncharacterized. The transcript is spliced from 10 exons. Bases 122 to 3118 code for a protein of 998 amino acids. Lineage: Eukaryota; Viridiplantae; Streptophyta; Magnoliopsida; Ranunculales; Papaveraceae. The record is from RefSeq and is a predicted model, not a curated record.